Molecule: messenger RNA, 1371 nt
Organism: Papaver somniferum (opium poppy)
Lineage: Eukaryota; Viridiplantae; Streptophyta; Magnoliopsida; Ranunculales; Papaveraceae
Exons: 1
Coding region: 1-1371 (456 amino acids)
Source: RefSeq, a predicted model, not a curated record
AUGGUCAUUCAUAAUUCUAGUCCUGGUAUGAAAGGAAAUAUUUGGUUAUUUUGGAACAAAAAUAUACAACAGCCUCAAGUUAUUUUAGUUUCUAGUCAGAUGUUAACUGUAAGUGUUGGAGAUGUGUUGGUAUCUGGAGUUCAUGCACAUGUCAAAGCUAUUCAGAGAAGGUUUCUAUGGUCUGAAAUGAAAAUUGUAAGUGAUCUUAAUAAACCAUGGAUUAUCUUAGGUGAUUUCAAUGCAGUGCUUACUCAUGAUGAGAAAGUGGGAGGUAAAGUUCCUAACAGAAAUUCAAUGUUAGAAUUUAGUGAUUGUCUAAAUCAGUGUGAAUUAUUACAAGCUCCUAAAACUGGUUUACAAUACUCAUGGUCUAAUUGUCAACAUGGCAGUAAGAGAAUUUUAUGCAAUUUAGACAGGGUUGUGUUUAAUCAAAAAUGGUUGCAACUAUAUAGUGAUUGGGGGUAUAAGUUUGGCAUGGGAAUAGUUUCAGAUCAUGCUCCUUUGUUAGGAGGAUGUGCUAAUAUUCCAAAGCCAAAAAACACUCCAAGGAAGUUCCAAAAAAUGUGGCUAAGUCAUCCAGAAUUUAUGCAGGUUGUAUCAAAUUAUCGGUCACAAAAUGUGGUGGGAGAUCCUGCUUUUCAGUUUGUAUACAAGAUGAAGGAGUUAAAAAAAGUUCUAAAUACAUGGAACUGGGAAGUCUUUGGUGAUGUUCAAGUAAAAAUAAAUGAAGCUGAAGAUAAAGUUAAUCUGGCAACUCAAAUUUCAUAUGCUAAUCCAUUUGAUGAGGAAGCUCUUACUAAUUUAGUUUCUGCUCAAAAUGAACAUGCUAGUAGAAAAACUCAAGCAAAUACUUUGAUGAGACAAAAAGCUAGAGUCAAGUGGAUAAAAGAAGGUUCGGCUAAUACAAAUUUUUUUCAUACUAAAAUGAAAAUUAGAAAUGCCAGAAAUAUGAUUAGUGAACAUGAAGACAAUGAUGGUAAUGUAAUUGCAGAUCAAGACAAAAUAGCUGAAGCUUUGUUAAUCAUUUUCAAAAAAAAAAUUGAGUUUCAGCCUGUGAAUGAAGCAGAAAAAUUGUUGGAUGUUAUACCAAAAAUCAUUAAUGAAGAUGAUCAGCAAAUUUUGGAUGCAAUCCCAGAAGAGGAAGAGAUUAAAGUUGUUGUUUUUGAAAUGGAUCCAGAGAGUGCUCCUGGUCCAGAUGGAUUUUAUGGUAUUUUCUUUAGAAGCUGUUGGAAUAUUAUCAAAAAUGACUUGGUAGCAGCUAUCAAAUUCUGUUGGAGGAGAAGAUUUAUACCAAAAGGGAUGAACUCAAGUUUCUUAUUCUUACUGCCUAAGACUCAAGGGGCAAAAAUUGAUAAUAAAUUUAGGCCUUAA